AUGCGUCGAUCAACACGACAAACAAGUCACAGCUUGGGUGACAAUAAUGAGCUGGAGGCUGUUGUUGACAAUCCUGUCGAGGGCGACGUUAGCGUAGCCUUUCCCGAAGGCGGCCGAGAGGCAUGGAUCUGUUUGCUAGGAUCAUGUCUCAUGAUGUUCCCCUCAUUUGGAUUUCAGACUGCAGUCGGAUCCGUGCAGGAUUAUAUCAGCACCCACCAGUUGGCCGAAUAUGGCGAUCGAGAUGUUGGCUGGAUCACUGCCGUACUAGUCUUUUUGACCUUGUUUCUUGGUGUCCAAGUUGGGCCGCUCUUUGAUCGAUAUGGACCCAGAGUCUUGCUGAUCAGUGGAUCACUUGGAAGCUUUGCUUCGUAUAUACUCCUCGCAGAAUGUACGAAGUACUGGCACUUCAUGCUUUGCCUUGGUGUUCUCGGUGGACUGUCCGCAGCAAUAGUUACAACUGUUUCUAUUGCAGUCCUCAGCCACUGGUUUAAUCGAAGACGCGCCCUUGCCUCUGGAAUUUGUAUGGGAGGAUCAUCAGCAGGCGGUGCCAUUAUCCCGUUAAUGCUACGAACAUUGUUUGACAAAUACGGGUGGACAUGGGCUAUACGCACAGUCGCUUUUAUGGCUCUGGGCUGCUACAUGCUGGGAGUACUGCUUGUUAGAGGACGUCUGCCCACUGGCACCAAGAGCAGAGUGACGAUUGACCUUGCAGCAUUCAAAUCACCCCGUCUAUGCUUCCUUGCAGUGGCCGUGUUUUGCUUCGAGUUCAUUAUUUUUGGUUGUGCUGCGCUUCUACCUUCUUAUGUCCGUUACAGCGGCUUCUCGGUGGACUUGCAGUUCUAUUCUCUUACAGUCUUGAACAGCAUGAGCCUUCUUGGCCGAGUGCUUCCUGGCUUUGCUGCUGACAUGUUUGGUCGAUUCAAUAUUCUAUUAUCCUUGGUUGUCAUAACCAUUAUAAUUAUGGCUGCUGUUUGGCUGCCAUAUGGAUCUCACGAUGAAGGCACACUUUAUGCAGUUGUGGCGAUUUUCGGCUUCGGUUCUGGUGGAUGGCUAUCACUCGCCCCGGUUUGUGCAGGUCAGCUCUGUGAUACGAAGGAUUAUGGGCGAUUCUACGGCACAGUGUACUGUGUGGCUUCGUUCGGAGUCUUGCUCACUGUUCCAAUUGGAGGACAGUUGCUACAGUCAACUACACCGCAGGUCCUCAUUGGCUUCUACUCAGCCAUUCUGCUUGUCGGACUCAUUAGUGUUAUACUGUCUCGAUGGGCUAUCUUGGACUGGAGUUGGAAGUGGAAAGCCAAGGUCUGA
Messenger RNA from Penicillium nucicola, 1305 nucleotides. RefSeq names its product putative MFS monocarboxylate transporter. The coding region runs from base 1 to 1305 and encodes 434 amino acids. The transcript is spliced from 2 exons. Lineage: Eukaryota; Fungi; Ascomycota; Eurotiomycetes; Eurotiales; Aspergillaceae. The record is from RefSeq and is a predicted model, not a curated record. Gene Ontology annotation, molecular function: transmembrane transporter activity. Gene Ontology annotation, cellular component: fungal-type vacuole membrane. Gene Ontology annotation, biological process: transmembrane transport.